AAGAUUUCUAGUAUCUUUGCCUAGACUAGAUUGUACUCUCUCCACGACGAAAGGGUUCAAGAAGAGAAUAAGACAACGGUAUUUAUUUAAUUUUAUACCAAAAGAAAAGAAGGAGGAUUGGAUUCUUCUACUGUACUGAGGCCAGGGGGCCUAGCUGCUUUAAUAGUGAAAUGCUUCCAGCAGAUGGAAAACACCAGCCAGGACUUCAAGUUGCUUCAGUAAUUGGAUCUGCCUUCAGAACAUUACUUGGUCCAAGUAAAAGUGUGAAAUUUUUUGUUGAACAAGAUGAACUUGAAAGUGUUAGCAUUACCAGUACAAGGGAACUACUACAGUUACUCGAUACCCAGCACCCUAUUGGAGAAAUGAUAGCCUCGGCAGUCCAGACUCAUGAUAAUGUUUAUGGCUGCUAUUCUACUACCAUGGUUGUCUUGCUUGGGUAUUGGUGUCAAGAGUUCAAGAACCUAAUGAUCAAGGGUUAUCCAAUAAGUUCAAUGCUGGCAGUUGGGGAUGAGUUACUGGAAUUUUGCAUCAACGUUGUACAGAAAUCAUCAAUAUCACUGACCCAAAUAAUGUCACACCAGCUGGAAGGUCGGUCUAAUGACUCAUACUUAUGCCAAGCUCGAGGCAUGGCAUCAUGUUCAAAUAUAGAAGUAAUUGGAAAAGUCUAUGAUCCUGGUGGAGAAAUAAAGAGAAAGGAAACAGGGAUGAUGACAACAUCUGAUCCUGAUGGAAUUACUCAGAUAAUGAAAGCAAGUAACGGAUCAACUGAAAAAACAUUAAAGAAUUGUGGGAAAGAAAUUUACCAGGGAUACAUGAUACCAACGGAAAGAGAGAAAAACAGCUGGUCUACAUAUCAGGAUAUCAUGGAAGACCAGGAUGUUUCAUGGUUCUUUACAGAUGAAAACAAGGCAGAACAGACAGACUUGCAAAUACUACCUGAAGUGAGCUCAACCGAUACGCUCAGAAUGAUACAAUGUGAGGAUCAUCAGGAUUUUGUUAAUGCAAUAGAGGAUUAUGAUGUUUUGGGCUUAGGAACACUAUGUGAUGAACACCUUAAAUUAUCUGAUGUAGCAACAUUAUCUGUUACUAGCUCUCAGAUUUCUAAAAAUUUAACAGAAAUGCAUUCCCUUAAAACACUUUCUAAUGACUUUGUUCACUCAGAACUGCAAAGAAAUUCUUCAAAUCUACCACAUCAUGUGGCAAAAUUGAUUGAAAGGCAGGAAUUAGUAUGUAAGGAUCCUGACAGCGACAAUGAAUUUGCCGGCUGUUUCGAUAACUUACCCAAUGUAUCUCAAGAUGAGAUUUUUUCACAGAGAGGAACUAAGUUAGAUCAGCCUGUUAGUGGCACUGUUUCCAUGGAAGAUAAUAACUGUCCAUCAGUAUAUUUUCAAGGAUAUACUAAAAAAUUAGAAAUUAAUGAAAUCCUUCCAAAAGCCCAACAGAAUUUGACGGUUGAUAUAGAUUCUCUUAUUGAAAAAAAGAUUAAGGAAUCAUCUAAGUUCUCAUUGCUGAAAGGAAUGUCACAUAGCAGACAUUUUAGAACCAUAAAAAACACUGACAAUGAAGUUGGUAAGAUACAAAACGAUGAGUUUAUUGCAGAAACACAGCAGAGUGAUGAUAAGAAAUUAUCUGAGGUAAAUAUCAACUCAUUCAUCAACAGAAAGGUAGAAGAAACCAGAGAGAUGAGAACUGACAGAGUUCAAAUGCAAAGCCAAUAUAUUGAAAUAGAGCAACACCAAGAAAUCUCGAAGCCGCCUUCAGAUAAUGUGCAGUCGGCAGUCGGGAGGACAUUCAGAUGCAUAGAUGAUAGGAUUGCCAACGUUGGAAGUAAAGACAAUGAAAGAAACCAGACAGCAGACCACAAAAUAAAGUCUGUAUCAAAACUUAUGAUUGUAGAUGAUGCAUCCCAACAAAAUGUUGAUGACCCAUUGGAACAAGAUCAAAAGUCAUUCGUAGAGUUGGUGGAUUUGCUAGGACCUGCUCUUUCGUAUGAUUCAGAACAAGCAAUGAAAAUCGCCAUGCAGAUGUUUAAAAGUACAACCAGAGAAAUUUUGAAAGUAAAUGUUAAUACAAAGUGGCUGCAUAUAUGUUCAAUGCUAGGUCCUCCAUCCUCUGAAUCUAGGGUUGAAGCUGGUCUCAUAUUGCCCACCACAAGCCACCAAGUCCCCUUAGUCACAGUACUCAAACAAUCUCAGCCUAAGCUAUUGCUUAUUUCUGGGGAUGUACAACCUAGAUAUCAUCACCUCGGAUACAAAGAAUCACUGAAACCUGAAGUCAUUGUUAAGUCAGCUUCAACUGUACACACUUCACAAAAACACUGGAAACAGAAAGUCCUUGAUCUUUUAAAACAACUAAAUAUCAGUAUUUUGGUUACCAAGGGAACGGUGGAUAGCAGUCUCUGUGCGGACUGUUUAGCUGAGAAUGUUUUGGUUGUACAACAAGUGAAGUAUUCCGCAUUAAAAAAACUUUCAGGUGGAUCAGGCGCCAAUAUUUUAACAUACAUUUUGGAUGCUGAAGAGGUUGACGUAGGAUCUGUAUCAUCCUUAAACACAUUAGAAGGUGGACAGACUAAAGGUCAAGGUUCAACUAGUCUAUGCAAUCAGAGCCAGUUUGUCCGCAUCGAAACAGAAUCAAGUAUUCAAACUGCUGUUUUGUGUGCCCCAAGCCAGCCUCUACUUGAUGGGUUGGAGGAACAAUUCAUGUCAUGUAUACAUCGACUCACUCAGGCCUUUGUGGAUGAAAAAGUUAUUCCUGGAGCAGGUUACACAGAAAUUGUGGCAAUAAACAACCUCAAUAACUUGACUGUGCUAGAAACAACCGAUUUGGUCGACAGGCACGAUAUAGCAAAAGCUCUCCAAUCAGGCUGGGAGUCCUAUCUCUUGCAGCUAGUUUACAAUUGUAGGGGAAUCAAUGACUGGUCUCAAGGAAUGGAUUAUGUUGCAAAAGCUGUGCACAUGAACACAAGUCCAUGCGGAUGUGAUGUCCACAGGGUUGUUGACUGCGUCACUGCUAAGGUAGCUGCAUGGAAAACUGCCUGGAAAUUGCUUGGCAUCAUCCUGCUUACUGACACACACAUUUCAACUGGUUUAGAUGAUAAUGUACUUUGAUUUAUUUUUGUAAUAAAACAACAAAAUCUGAAUCCUCUUGAACUGUGAUUAUGUUUGAAUGUGUCCAUUUUUCUACUAAAAAAUGUACAGUAGCUUAUUCAAAAGUGGGCCCAGCUGGCUUGGGGCCCUCUAAAUUUUUCUAGAGUUGCCGUAAUCAUACAUUUUCUUACUUUAGCCCCAGCCAUGGUGGGGCUUAGGUGGAAUAGACCCUUCAUCUGCCAUUGAUGCACCUAUAUCAUCAGUAAUAAAAACUGUCAACUAAUACAGUGCCAUACGUUAUCCUCAGAAGAUAGCCAAUGGACCAAGAUUAGUUUUUUUUUUUUUUUUAACCCAAACAACCACUGGAUUUCAUUACUACAGUACAGUACUAUUUUUAUACGUGGAAUUGUCUUGUUUUACUAAAAGGAUAUUUAUGUAUGUACAAUGCUACAAAUAUUACUAAACACAGAUACACAAUGGCAGAAGCUAUAAAAUUUAACCAAUAAUAGUAUAUUUUUGCAAAUGUUAGUACAGUAAAAAAAUAUAUUUGUACUGUACAUUCUAUUCCCUACAGCAUUUUAUAUAUUCUAAUGCAGCUUAUAAUUUAAAAAUCCUGAUUUGCCCAUAAAUUUUAUAAUGUUAUUUUUUGGAUGUUAUGUUUUACCAUCACUUUGCAAACUCAAGAUGUUUUUCUUUUGUAUUUUAUUAAAGAUUAAUAA
Molecule: messenger RNA, 3805 nt
Organism: Anneissia japonica
Lineage: Eukaryota; Metazoa; Echinodermata; Crinoidea; Comatulida; Comatulidae
Exons: 12
Coding region: 171-3107 (978 amino acids)
Biological process (GO): chaperone-mediated protein complex assembly; photoreceptor cell maintenance
Molecular function (GO): ATP binding
Source: RefSeq, a predicted model, not a curated record